GAUGAGAAAACAUGUUGAAGUUACUACUUAAAGUGAGUACAAUUUUUCGCUCAUGUUGUUCCAUUUGUCCCCUGCUUGACCUUGAUAGAAUAGACGAACUUUCCCCUUGUGGUCAUCAUUGUUUUGUCACUAUAAGCUAUACCAAUAACGUCUUUGUUGCAUAUACUUUUUUUAUUCAUCAUAACCUGAAAAAUCGUUGCUUGCAAAUGGAAACCUCACUGCCUCUAGCCACUGAUAGCUUCUCUUAUGGUUGGUUAUCAAACUGCAAACCCUUUGCAAAUGACCUUCAGGAACUUCUGAGGGAAUCAUCAUCUACGUGCAAUUCCCCAUUAAUGGAAGAAUGGCAAAGCUUCAAUUUUGAUAUUUCCUUCACUCACUCUCCUGCUGUUCUUGCUCAUGCUGAUGAACUUUUCUCUAACGGCCUUAUCAAACCACUCUCUGUUGGCCCUUCCGAGUUAGACUCCUGCAAAACCACCCAAGAUUCCACACUCCAAUCCCAGCCUGUUUCUUCCUUUUCUUCUAGAAUUGUUUCUCCAAGAACUCUGCAAAUUCAUCAUGGUUUUCUCACAAGGUGGAAAACCUCCACAUGUAGAACCUUGAGAAACCUUUCUAGGUAUGUCAACCAACUAUGCCAGAGAGUUGCAAGCUCAAGGAAAAAUACUAAAGUUGAUGAUUUUGACAAGGAAGACUGGCUUGUUAAUAGCUGGAGCAGUUCACACCAAGCAUCUCCAAAAUCAAGCUCUAUCAGUCCAAUUGGUGCUUUGCAUGAUCAUGAGAACUCAAUCUAUGAAGCAGUUCUCCACUGCAAAAGAUCAAUAGAAAGAUAAUCCAUUCUCAAAUAAAGAGAAGAUAAUUGUAGAGCUUCCAUGGGUGGUAGCUGAUAAAGCAUGUCUUCUUUUUGCAUCAUUUCUCUCAUGUUGGAUUGGAUCCUACUGCUUCAUGGUUUUGUACAGAUAUGAUAGCACAAACUGUGUUGUACUCAUAUAUUUAAUAGAGAUAACAGUGUUCUUCUUCCCUCUUCUUCAUUGCUCUCUUUAACUGCAAUAAAACUUG
Vigna umbellata (rice bean) is the source of this 1053-nucleotide messenger RNA. Its product is annotated as putative membrane-associated kinase regulator 6. Lineage: Eukaryota; Viridiplantae; Streptophyta; Magnoliopsida; Fabales; Fabaceae. The record is from RefSeq and is a predicted model, not a curated record.